Histoplasma capsulatum G186AR is the source of this 333-nucleotide messenger RNA. RefSeq lists its product as uncharacterized. The transcript is spliced from 3 exons. Bases 1 to 333 code for a protein of 110 amino acids. The record is from RefSeq and is a predicted model, not a curated record. NCBI's taxonomy places the organism in Eukaryota, Fungi, Ascomycota, Eurotiomycetes, Onygenales, Ajellomycetaceae.
AUGCUUGCAGAUCUCUUUGUCGCCAUGCUCUCCCUAUUUCGCGCCAUCCUCUUCCCGAUGAGUAGGUUCUGGUUCCGAAGGCGAAACACCCAACAUGCCGGUGGAUCGAGCUGGGUCCCAGAACGUCCACUUUCACACUGCGUCGACAAGUGCAUGUAUUGCCACUUUGUAUCAAGUCGGGAUGAUCAAUUCCGGCCUGAAGUCCGUGCCAGAGAUGGGAGAUGUGUUAAAACUGGACGAGUGAACAAUUCAGCGCGUUGGGGCAACUGGAUUCCAUAUGAAGCAGCGCAUGUGCACCUCCACCUAAGCUUCUUCUUAUUAUGCUAUUGCUAG